Bacidia gigantensis is the source of this 1812-nucleotide messenger RNA. RefSeq lists its product as uncharacterized. Gene Ontology annotation, molecular function: mRNA binding. The transcript has 3 exons. NCBI's taxonomy places the organism in Eukaryota, Fungi, Ascomycota, Lecanoromycetes, Lecanorales, Ramalinaceae. The record is from RefSeq and is a predicted model, not a curated record. Gene Ontology annotation, cellular component: cytoplasm; nucleus. The coding region runs from base 1 to 1812 and encodes 603 amino acids.
AUGAACAACCCGCAGGGUGGUGAUCUCUACUACGACAACGCCUCCGCACGUUCGCCUCCCGCUCGAGGGACACAACCACAAAACAUGCAUCGUGCCCCUUCUAGGCAAUUCGAUGCAUAUGGAGGUGGCCUGGCUUCAGGAGCCGACAUGUUUCCUCCGCAAGACCAAGGCUUUCGCUAUGACCCAACUAGGUUCCAGAGGAUGAAUGGGCCAAUGCCACCUGCAUAUGGUACUCUUGAUACGCAACAAGCGCAUACCUGGAAUUCAAGUGCGUUCGAUUCUAACAAUCAAGCAGCUGCUCCGGGCUAUGCUUUUACCGGUCGUGGUGGCUAUAAGCCUUCAAUGCGCGGUCGUCCCUUGCUACCAAAUGGCUGGAUGCCUCCUGAACAGAUGGCACAAAUGGGAGGAUAUGUUGCAAACGGUAAUAUGCACGCAGCACACCAUCGCGGCUCCGAUCCCCAUGAUGUAGAGGAGGAGCUUAUUCCGACAGCUAUCGUUAUCAAGAACAUUCCGUUCGCCGUCCGUAAAGAGCAACUGCUCGAUCUUAUGUCUACGUUGGGGCUUCCCCUUCCAUAUGCUUUCAACUAUCAUUUCGACAAUGGAGUCUUCCGUGGGCUCGCUUUUGCUAAUUUCACAUCCGCUGAGGAAACUGAAGUCGUCAUCAGCACUCUCAACCAUUAUGAUAUUCAAGGUCGUAGGCUUCGUGUCGAGUAUAAGAAGAUGCUGCCUCUGCAGGAGCGUGAGCGCAUUGAACGCGAAAAGCGUGAACGCCGUGGUCAACUGGAAGAACAGCAUCGUCCGAUUCCAGGGAGUUCUCUGCAGAACCAGCCAUCAAUGUCAUCCAUGGCAUCGCGUCCGACAAAUACGCCUUCACCUAUUGGAGGUCAGAUAGAAAUGCCGAAUCUUAAUGAUCCCAACACGCUGCGUCUUUACGAUGAACUACGUCUUUUCAAAGAAGACUUGAAGCGCGAAGCGCUCAUUUUCCCUGCGCAUCUCUCUGCCAGUGAUAGACGAAUUGUACACAGUCUUGCUCAUUCAAUGUCACUAAUCCAUCAUUCCCACGGGAAUGGUGAACAACGUCAAGUCCACGUGUAUCGUCACGAACGCCUGAGUCCUCCACUCGGUAACGUCAAUACAAUCCAGCCUAGCGAUCGUGCUCGUGCUCUCAAUAAAGCGGCCACCAUCGAUUUCAAUGAGGCCAGAAGCGCUGAGCAGGGAAAUUUCAAUGUCUUGAGGGGCCAGCAAUCUUCAGGCUUACUUGGCAUCCCAGACUCACCAGGUGGAUUCGGUACCACUCCUCAAAGCCUUCGUGCAGCCAAGUCUGUUGCAGACCUUCGCGCAUACACGCCAUCACCCGCAUCUGCCCAAACAGCAUUCCACGUGCCGCUCGGCACUCAACUUCGCUUCAGCAACUACAAUGGUGUGUCAAAGGCGCAAGCAAUCUCGACAGGUCCAUUCAGUCACGGAGAAGACGAUUUAGUCAACAGUUUCGGUAGCAUGGCGCUCAAUCGUAGCUCGAACAUGACAAACGCAGAGAGUCCACGUCGCCUUCGCUCAAUAGUCUCUUGGGAUAACGAACAUCAGGCUCCAACAAACGGUCCCAGCGGCGCCGGCGCUAUCGGAAGCAAUCGUUCCGUGAGCAACAACAACUACGAAAACGCCUCUCGUGACCGUGGAAUGCCAGUCCGUCAACCACUUGGGCCUUCUGAACGCGUCCCGAAUGCAUUCGCGCGUGGACGUCAUCCCAGUCACCAGCAGCGUGGCAGCGACGAGCUAAGGCAGCAAUCGAACGUAGAGAUCAUCGUGGAGUGA